AUGGUCGAGCCCCAUGUGUCACUGAAGAAGGGAUUGCCAUGGCUUAAGCGUUAUAAAGAAGAAAAGAAGAAGAAACUAGAGAAAGAGGGGAACGGUCGGAGACGCGUCACGAAGCGGCAACGUCAACAGGAAGAUAAUGACAGUGACUACGAGUCAUUAGAAGACAGUAGCAGUACGAAGGAGACGCAGCGUAGAAUGCUGACUAAAAAGGACCAGACAGACACUUUUGUACGACGCAAACGGCUUUAUAGAGCCCCUAAAAAGGAGCAAAACAAAACGCCAAAUACUACAAUCUCUGUAUUGGCUAAAGCAACAGCUUUGAGAGAGAAGAGGAAGCACAAUUUGGAUAAGCGACGGGGAAUUGCUCGAGAGAAUGACAGAAUUGCCUUGAACGUUACACAAGACGAGUCGUCUCGUGCGAUUCAAUUGGUGCGGAAUGAACAGACGAUUUCUACUGGCAAAGAAGUUGAUAUUGAGGUGAACAGUGAACGGUGGAAACGAAUGUCACGUGGACUGAGGAGAAGAAAUCUUACAAACAAACUUUCUGCAAAGUGCCAACUGCUGAAGACUGCUGCUUUAUCAACGAUAAAGACUAAGAAUGAACAUGUGGACCUUUCUAAUGUCGCAAUGGGCAAUGCUCUUCACUCUUUGAAGCAAGAGGAAGAAGAUGAUGAUGUGGGGCCUCGUUUUGUUGCUGAAGUCACUGCUGCUGAGCUAACGAAGCAUGAUGACAAUGAAGAAGAGUUGAUGACGACCCCCGAGCCAGUUGAGCACGAAGACCACGAUGAAGUUUUGCUUGCAGUCACUAAGAACGACACUAGUGAGCUGGAUAAGCUGAAACGCAACGGGGAACCUGGAAGUACACCCUCAAGACCAGAGAAGGCUGAGAUUGGUGUGAUAGCGAAAGCCAAAACUACUGAGGAUGCUAAGAAGGUUGUAACUACAGCGAAAUCUGAAGAAGCAGGUGCAGCGCAGGAAAGUUUAGGGGCUGCUUUGACCCCCACUGUCACAUCAAGCUAUCCUGUGAAGCAUGAAUUUCACGAUAAGAUGAAAGAUGAGGUACUUGUUGACGUGAAAGCCGCACCCAGGCUUGUAAAAAAGGAAGGCAAUGACGAGCGACAAACAGAGUCACAUGUGGUCACACAAAUUGCGGGUGGAUCAGUAAAAAGUGAAGACGGGGCAGAAAAAAACAGCAGCGAGGAGGAAAGGAAAGACCUGGUGCUUGAGAUGAUGCCAAUACCCCGCAGGAGGAUGAAGGCAGGAGUUUCAACUGCGUUGUCAACCGCUGAAUCGUUUGUCAUUCCAAAGCGAUCGUGUGGGAAUAGUGACAAAGGUGAGACGGCGGUCGCUCAACAUGCCUCCGUUGCCCACUCCUGGAUCGAGUCCAAAGUUGUCAAAGGUGGUUGA
This is a messenger RNA of Peronospora farinosa, 1407 nucleotides long. NCBI's taxonomy places the organism in Eukaryota, Oomycota, Peronosporomycetes, Peronosporales, Peronosporaceae. The record is from the annotation of a GenBank genome assembly.